Callithrix jacchus (white-tufted-ear marmoset) is the source of this 821-nucleotide messenger RNA. NCBI's taxonomy places the organism in Eukaryota, Metazoa, Chordata, Mammalia, Primates, Cebidae. The record is from RefSeq and is a predicted model, not a curated record.
AGGCGUGGUGUCGGCAGGCAAGAUGGAGCCGACUGUGGCCGGUGUGGGCCGGCUAGAGGAAGAGGCACUGCGGCGAAAGGAAUGGCUGAAGGCCCUACGGGAGAAAAACGGGCGCAAGGACAAGGAAGAUGGGGAGCCAAAGACCAAGCAACUUAGAGAAGAGGAGGAAGAAGGCGAGAAGCACAGGGAACUUAGACUGCGGAACUAUGUCCCAGAGGAUGAGGACCUGAAGAAGAGGAGGGUGCCCCAGGCCAAACCGGUUGCCGUGGAAGAGAAGGUGAAGGAGCAGCUGGAGGCUGCCAAGCCCGAGCCCGUCAUCGAGGAGGUGGAUCUGGCCAACCUCGCUCCUCGGAAUCCUGACUGGGACCUCAAGAGAGAUGUGGCCAAGAAGCUGGAGAAACUGAAAAAGACGACUCAGAGGGCCAUUGCCGAGCUGAUCCGUGAAAGACUGAAAAAGGUCAGGAAGACAGCCUAGCCUCUGCAGUGGACGCUGCCACCGAACAGAAGGCCUGUGACUCCCACUGAGGUAUGCUCUGCCCUGCCACGCGCCUGUCAGGCCUGUCCUGCAGGGGGUGGUCUUGGGCAGGGAUCGGGGUGAGGCUUGCCAUCACCUCCAGUUUAGCUUCUGAGCAGAGACUUCCUUCUUAUCAAGUCUGAAACCCCCAUGGGUGAGGUCAGCUCCUUGUCUCCUGAGUGGCCCCUGUCAUUCUAAAUGGAGGCAGAACAGCAGCAACUCUGGGUGUGCCUGUGUCUGUACAUGUGUAUGUAUAUAUGUAUGUAUUUUGAACUUUAAAAAAAAAUCUAUGAAAUAGACAAGAAAA